This is a messenger RNA of Carassius auratus (goldfish), 2118 nucleotides long. RefSeq lists its product as uncharacterized. The coding region runs from base 292 to 1389 and encodes 365 amino acids. The transcript has 2 exons. The record is from RefSeq and is a predicted model, not a curated record. NCBI's taxonomy places the organism in Eukaryota, Metazoa, Chordata, Actinopteri, Cypriniformes, Cyprinidae.
CUAAGGGCAAAGACAAUUCUAGUGAUAUACUCAUUUCUAGUUGCAAGAAAGAGUGCCUGAAAAAUGUUGCUUGAUUUGGCUUAAUUGUAUAUAAUUUCUCCCACUAGGUACCAACAAUACUGUGCCUCUGUUGCAUCACAUUUGACACCAGCUGCUUCAGGUCAGAGUGCUAUUACUUCAUUUUUCCAUGCUGGACCACAAGGGAUCUAUGACACCAAACAUCCACGUCAAAAGGCUAUAAGUGAUGCCCUUGUGAAAGAUCUUAUCAUUAGCUGUUGUUUGCCUCUCUCCAUGGUUGACAAUGAGGACUUCAGGCACUUCCUUCAUGUCAUGGACCCUCAGUAUAGGCCUAUUGCAAGAUCCACAAUUUCAUCUGUGACCAUUCCAGGAAUGGUAAAAGUUCAAAAGGAAUGGAUAAAGUGCCAGCUGGCUGAAGCUUUGAGUGUUGCGGUUACUACAGAUAUUUGGAGUAAUCGCAAGAUGCGGUCAUUCCUUGGAGUGACAGCACACACAGUGACUGAGGUAAACCAUGUACUCAGCCUUCAGUCUUAUCUUCUUUCCUGCAAAAGAGUCCAUGGCAAACACACCGGAGAAAAGAUUGCAAUGAUGUUUGAAUGCUGUGCUGAAGAGUAUCUGAUUAAGAAUAAGAUCAACUUUGUCAUCACUGAUAAUGCGUCCAAUAUGAGGAAAGCAUUCCAGGCCAGAUUUCUGCCAGAGGAAGACGAGUCUGCAGAUCCAGAGCCGGAGGAUGAAAUCUGGCAAGAUCUGACACCAGAAGAUCAAGAGGCAGUCAAUGCUACUUUGGAUGAAAACUGUAAGAUGCAGAGACUGUCGUGCUUCACACAUUCACUGCAGUUGGUCAUAAAAGAUGGUUUGAAAGAAGCCAGUGGGCUGUCAGGCACCCUAUCCAAGCUGUCCCGUGCAGCCAACCUCCUCCACAGUGGCACCUCAUUUAAAGACUGCUUUGAAGCAAACUUUGGUGAUGCAACGAUUCCAACAGCAAAUGCUACGCGAUGGAAUUCUACUUUGAAGCAAGUGAAGGCAUAUGUGAAUUUUGACAUACAAAUGCUAGCAUAUGUGUUGGACUCAGAGGGGCACAAAAGUCUAAUCCUUUCACAGCGAGAAUAUGCUCAGCUUAAAGAACUGAUCGAAGUUCUCGAUCCAUUCUUAGAGGCAACCAACCUGACUCAGGGAGAGAAAACUGUCACUGUCAGUGUUGUUGUGCCCUGUGUCCUCACUCUGCACAGUCAUCUGCAGGAAAUAGGAGAAAGAAUCAGAUACUGUGGGCCGCUGGUGAGAGCUCUGGAGAACUCCAUGAAAGCAAGGUUCACAGAGAUCUUCAGUGCAGUGAUGAUGCCAGGAUGUGAGCCAGAUGAAGCAACUUUGUAGCAUCCGUGUUAGACCCAGCAUUUGGUUUCCAGUGGCUAGAACAUGAUGUGCAGCUGGACAAUAGCAUUAAAGGGCAACUAAAGAGUCAAAUAAAAGAGUAUAUCAAAGCAGAAGGCGAGAAACAACAGUUACCCCCAUCAGCCGCUGCAACAGGGCCAGGGGUAGGUGAUGCUCCAGCAUCUCCUCCUGAGGCCCCUCAGAAGAAGCUGAAAAUGUUCUCCCACUAUCGGAAGAUUCCCUCCUCGACUAACAACAAGCCAUCUGUCCAUGCUCAGUUGACUGCAUAUCUUGACCUGAUCGCCGAGCAGGACUCAGUCCCAUGCUUUGGGUUUUGGCAGCAGCACAAAGUCAAGUUCCCUGCACUAUAUCAGCUUGCCACACCGGUAUUCUGUAUUCCUGCCACCAGUGCACCCAUUGAAAGGGUAUUUAGCCAUGGAGGCAUACUGAUGAGGCCUCAUCGUGCAAGGUUGAGCAGUACCAUGCUUUCAAAUCUGAUGAUUUUAAAAUGCAACAUGAAAAUGCAGCAUGAUUAAACAAUUUGUAAAUUUUCUAUGCUGGUUCCCAAUCACAAGUUCACAACAAUGGAAGUAAACACAUGCUUUUUAUUGUGUUGUAAAGUUGCAAAGUGUAUAUGUCAAAUCAGUAAAUAAACUCCCUUUGCAAUCGUGACAGUGGUGUCAUUUUUUGUUUAAUGUAGAACCUCUUACUACAUUUUAUCAGUUCUUUGAA